GAAACUGAAAGUAGAUUUUGACAUUGUUGAUCAGAGCUGAGACGCCAUCACAGGGUGUGAGAUCUCUGCUGGAAAACACACGUUUGGAUUAUUUGAAGCAAUCAAGAGACGGGACAGUAACUCGGUGAGUCUUGCUUUUGAAAGACAAUUUAGAUACCAAGACAAAUGGCUGAGAAAACUGCUCUUUUUGAAAGUUACCUGAACUGCCAUGUGUGUUCAGAGACUUUCAGAGAUCCUGUGUCUCUGAGCUGCAACCACAGCUUCUGUUCAAGCUGCCUGAAGAAAUUCUGGGAACAAGCUGAAAACAAAAACUGUCCCAUUUGUAAAAGAAAAUCAUCUAAAGAUAUUCCCAUUGUGAACUUUGCACUGAAGGAACUGUCUGACUCGUUUGCUGAGAGACAGAAAGCUGGAUCAUCUGAGCAAAAAAAAAAGAAGAAGAAGUUGGAGGUGGUGUGUAGUAAACAUCAAGAAGAGCCUAAACUGUUCUGUAAGGAUGAAGAGAGAGCUGUGUGUCCUGUCUGUGACUUUUCUCUCCACCAGAGUCACAAGGUGGUUCCUGUAGAACAAGCAGUCAGUGACCUGAAGGACCAGCUGAAAUCUGACUUAGAGUCUCUACAGGACAAGAGGGACACACACAAACAAGUAGAGAAAACAUACCAUGAAGUGAUUAAACACUCCAAGAAGCAGCUGUUGUCCACAGAGAGGCAGAUCAGAGCAGAGUUCAACAAGCUCCACCAGUUCCUGAAAGAGGAAGAGGAGUCCAGACUGGCAGCUCUGAGGGAGGAAGAGGAGCAGAAGGGGAAGACUAUCAGCAGAGAGAUGAAGAUGAUUCAGGAGCACAUCUCCUCUCUGUCAGACAGUAUCUCUGCUGUUGAAGAAGACCUGCAGAAACACAACGUGCCCUUCCUCAGCAGUUAUAAAGCCACUCAGACCAGAGCCAGAGUCCAGUGCUCACUGUCAGAUCCACAGCUGGUCUCAGGAGCGCUGAUAGAUGUGGCCAAACACCUGGGCAACCUGUCCUUCAGAGUCUGGGAGAAGAUGAAGGACAAGGUCCACUUCAGUCCUGUCAUUCUGGACCCAAACACUGCAGAAGUCAGUCUCUAUCUGUCUGAUGAUCUGACCAGUGUGAGACGUGGAGACACAAACCAGCAGCUUCCUGACAAUCCAGAGAGAAACACUAAGUAUGCCAAUGUUCUGGGCUCUGAGGGCUUCAGCUCAGGGAAACACAGCUGGGUGGUGGAAGUGGGAGACCAUCCUGUCUGGUAUGUAGGUUUGGCUAAAGAGUCAGUUGACAGGAAGGGAGAGCGAAUUCAUUCACCAGAAUAUGGAAUCUGGUAUUUAACUCAUCGCAGUGGAAAAUACAUGAAUGGUCUUGGUGAGACAGUCAGAGUGAAGAAGAGUCUCCAGAGAAUCCGAGUCCAGCUGGACUAUGACAGGGGGGAGGUGUCCUUCUACGACCCUGAAGACAUGACUCACAUCUACACUCACAGAGACACUUUCACUGAGAAACUCUUCCCAUGGUUCAGUAUUGGAAAGGCUGGUGAUGCUAAAACUGCUGAUAUCCAAAUCUGUCAAACUGAGAUUCUCUGUGAUGUUCAGGGAGGGUGGUGAGGUCGAAGUGAUUUAUUAGGAUUUUUAUAACGGAGGUGUGUUUUCUUGUCAGUUAGUUCUUUAUGGGAGAGAAUCGUGUAAUUUCAAAGUACAUGAAGAAAAUAUAGAGAUUAAGGUUUAAGAAAAAAUCAGAUUGAUCUCUUUAAGCAAAUUACAUGAUGGAACACAUUCCUUGGUUGUUGUAAAAUAUAUUUCCAAAGCACAGAAUGAGAAACUAAAGCAUAAAUGGAGGCAGAAUAAGUUGUGUGAAGCAUUCUCGCCAAAAUGGUGUUUGUGAUGUAAAUAUGCUGCAAGAACUGGGACGAGUAGAUUUACUGUAAUAAUUAUAUUUUUACGUUUAUCUACAGAUUUUUUUAUUUUAUUUUCCAAGGACAUACAACCUUAAGUUUACACUAAAAAAAGCAAUAAUUUUAAA
Molecule: messenger RNA, 2026 nt
Organism: Sebastes umbrosus (honeycomb rockfish)
Lineage: Eukaryota; Metazoa; Chordata; Actinopteri; Perciformes; Sebastidae
Product: zinc-binding protein A33-like
Molecular function (GO): zinc ion binding; protein binding
Source: RefSeq, a predicted model, not a curated record